Messenger RNA from Talpa occidentalis (Iberian mole), 5411 nucleotides. It is a transcript of the gene MYOM1, whose product is annotated as myomesin 1. The transcript has 39 exons. The record is from RefSeq and is a predicted model, not a curated record. Gene Ontology annotation, molecular function: protein binding. NCBI's taxonomy places the organism in Eukaryota, Metazoa, Chordata, Mammalia, Eulipotyphla, Talpidae. Bases 269 to 5245 code for a protein of 1658 amino acids.
UCCUAAGCCUGCUUUGGGGAUUUGGGGGUUCCCCAGGGAGUGCCUAACCCGAGAGCAGGCGGUCCUCGGUGCAAACGAUUUAUUCCCUCUACACCGCUUUAUCUUGUGAAGAGGCCAACACCUUCCACGCGGGAGCAAACGUUUUGAAGUGCUGUGGUCCUUAGCCCAGCGGCCGAUUUUUGUCCUAAGGCUCCACAGCCACGUCGGAACAUUUCCACCACCAUCACUCCUUUGGAAACUGCUUGUCUGGUUCCCUCAGGGGCACACAAUGGCUCUGCCAUUUUACCAGAAGUUGCACAAACACUACGACAGCAGCUACCGCAACAAGGACCUCCGCACCACCCUGAGCCAGUACCAGCAUGAGAAGAAAAGCUCUGCCAUCUACACCCAUGGGUCCACAGCCUACAGUACCCGUUCCGCUGCUGCCCGCCGCCAGGAAUCAGAGGCCUUCAGCCAGGUGUCUGCAGCAUCCUACCAGCAACAGGCGUCCUACCAGCAACAGGCCUCACGGGCCACCGAGUCCACCUUCGAGUCUGCAGUCAGUCGGAAGGCAGCCUCAGCCUAUGACUACGGCUACUCCCACGGACUUACAGAUUCCAGUUUGAUGUUAGAAGAUUAUUCGUCCAAGCUUAGUUCCCAAACAAAGAGAGCCAAGAAAAGCCUCCUCUCUGGGGAGGAGAAGGAAAAUCUUCCAAGUGACUAUCUUGUGCCUAUUUUCUCAGGACGCCAAGUGCAUGUUAGUGGAAUUACAGACACAGAAGAAGAAAGAAUUAAAGAAGCUGCUGCUUAUAUAGCCCAGAGGAAUCUUCUUGCCAGUGAACAAGGGAUCACAACAACCAAACAGUCCAAGGUAUCCAAACAGUCUGCAUCCACUCUUCACCAGGAGGAAGUAUCUGAGAAGAAGUCCAGGAAAGCUGCGGUUCGAGAAAGGGCAGAUCGCUUGUCACUGAGAAAAACUUUAGAAGAAAUCGAGACAUUUCAUAAAAAGUUGAAUGAAGAUAGUCUUCUCCAUGCUCCUGAGUUUGUCAUUAAGCCUCGUUCCCAUACUGUUUGGGAGAAAGAAAGAGUAAAAUUACACUGCUCUGUAUCUGGCUGGCCAGAACCUCGUGUCACAUGGUAUAAAAACCAGGUGCCAAUAAAUAUCCAUACAAACCCCGGAAAGUAUAUCAUCGAGAGUCGCUAUGGAAUGCACACACUGGAGAUUAAUGAGUGUGAUUUUGAAGACACUGCUCAGUACCGGGCCUCCGCGAUGAAUGCAAAGGGAGAGCUGUCAGCUUAUGCUUCCGUUGUUGUCAAGAGAUAUAAAGGAGAGCUUGAUGAGACUCGCUUGCAUGCAGGAAUUUCUACUUCACCCCCCAGCUUUGCUGUGACUCCUUAUGGUUAUGCGUCCAAGUUUGAGAUCCACUUUGAUGAUAAAUUUGAUGUGUCUUUUGGGAGAGAGGGUGAGACGAUGACUCUCGGCUGCCGUGUAGUUAUCACACCUGAAAUUAAACAUUUCCAGCCAGAGAUCCAGUGGUACAGAAAUGGUGCACUGGUUUCUCCAUCAAAAUGGGUGCAAACAAACUGGAGUGGAGAUAGGGCAACACUGACAUUUUCUCAUCUCAACAAAGAAGAUGAAGGCCUCUAUGCAAUCCGUGUACAAAUGGGAGAAUAUUAUGAGCAAUAUAGUGCCUAUGUCUUUGUUCGAGAUGCAGAAGCAGAGAUAGAAGGAGCUCCAGCCUCUCCUUUGGAUGUGGCAUGCUUGGAUGCCAACAAAGAUUAUAUCAUCAUCUCUUGGAAACAGCCAGCUGUGGAUGGAGGGAGUCCUAUUCUGGGAUAUUUUAUUGAUAAAUGUGAAGUGGGCACAGAUAGCUGGACUCAGUGCAAUGACACGCCUGUGAAGUUUGCUCGUUUUCCAGUCACUGGUCUAAUAGAAGGUCGUUCCUAUGUAUUCCGAGUUCGAGCUGUGAAUAAAACUGGAAUAGGUCUACCAUCUCGUGUUUCUGAACCUGUGGCUGCUCUGGAUCCAGCUGAGAAAGCAAGACUUAAAAGUCGCCCUUCAGCUCCCUGGACUGGACAGAUCAUUGUCACUGAAGAAGAACCCACAGAGGGUAUUAUUCCAGGGCCCCCCACAGAUCUCUAUGUCACUGAGGCCACCAGGAGCUAUGUGAUGCUAAGCUGGAAGCCCCCUGGCCAGCGUGGCAAUGAAGGAAUUCUGUAUUUUGUGGAAAAGUGUGAGGCAGGAACUGAGAACUGGCAGCAGGUGAACACAGAGCUCCCCGUGAAGUCUCCCCAAUUUGCUCUGUUUGACUUGGCUGAGGGGAAAUCCUACAGUUUCCGUGUCCGCUGUUCAAAUUCAGCAGGAAUUGGUGAACCCUCAGAGGCAACGGAAGUGACCUUGGUAGGGGACAAACUUGAUAUCCCCAAGGCCCCGGGCAAAAUCAUCCCAACCAGAAAUACAGAUACAUCAGUAGUAGUUACAUGGGAGGAAUCCAAAGAUUCCCAAGAACUGGUUGGAUACUACAUAGAAUCAAGCAUCGUUGGCUCUGGCAAAUGGGAGCCCUGCAACAACAACCCCAUAAAGGGCUCACGAUUUACUUGUCAUGGAUUGGCGACUGGUCAGAGUUAUAUUUUCCGGGUCAGAGCAGUUAAUGCAGCUGGACUUAGUGAAUAUUCACAGGAUUCAGAAGCGAUUGAAGUAAAAGCUGCUAUUGGGGGAGGAGUGUCUCCAGAGGUGUGGCCUGGACUGAAUAAGAUACCUGGUGGACUAACAGACUCCAGGGUGGCCUUGCAUGAAGCCUCCCAGCCAACCAUUAAGAAAGAUGCUUUGCUUGGUAGCAAACUUAACAAUCCUUCACUACCCAGUAGCUCUCACAACCUGGGCCAAACAGAAGUGAGUAACGUAAGUGAAACAGUUCAGGAAGAAUUGACCCCAUCACCAAAGAAAGCAGUUCUUGAGGGGAAAAGUAAAUCUGAGCCACUGAAAAAGAAAAAGGAUGUAGCGGCACCAUCUCCACCCUGUGAUAUCACUUGUCUUGAAAGUUUUCGUGAUUCAAUGGUUCUUGGAUGGAAGCAACCAGUUAACAUUGGAGGAGCAGAAAUUACUGGCUACUAUGUGAACUAUCGUGAGGUAAUUGAUGGGGUACCAGGAAGUUGGAGAGAAGCCAACAUCAAAGCUGUCAGUGAGGAGGCAUAUAAGAUAAGCAACUUGAAGGAAAACACGGUAUAUCAGUUCCAAGUGGCAGCCAUGAACCUGGCCGGGCUGGGACAGGCCUCAGCAGCGAGCGAAUGCUUCAAAUGUGAAGAAUGGACCAUUGCCAUUCCAGGACCACCGCAUAGUCUCAAGUAUAGUGAGGUCAGGAAAACCUCUCUGGUUCUGCAGUGGAAGACCCCAGUCUACUCUGGGAGGACUCCAGUCACAGGUUACUUUGUGGACCUGAAGGAGGCCAACGCCAAAGAUGACCAGUGGCGAGGAAUCAAUGAGAAAGCUAUUGAAAAUAAAUACCUGAAGGUGCAAGGCCUCAAGGAGGGUGUCAGCUAUGUGUUCCGUGUCCGAGCCAUAAACCAGGCAGGUGUGGGGAAGCCGUCUGACCUCGCUGGGCCUGUUGUGGCAGAAACCCGUCCAGGAACCAAAGAAGUUGUUGUAAGUGUGGAUGAUGAUGGAGUCAUUUCCUUAAACUUUGAAUGUGAUCAGAUGACUCCAAAUUCUGAGUUCACCUGGUCUAAAGAUUACGUGUCCACUGAGGACUCUCCACGAGUGGAAAUUGAAAGCAAAGGCAACAAGUCAAAGAUGACGUUCAAAGACCUUGGGACGGAAGACUUGGGCAUUUACUCCUGUGAUGUAACAGACACUGAUGGAAUAGCAUCAAGCUACUUAAUAGAUGAGGAAGAAUUGAAACGUUUACUUGCUCUCAGCCAUGAACACAAGUUCCCAACUGUCCCAGUUAAAUCAGAGUUGGCUGUUGAAAUUUUGGAGAAAGGCCAGGUUCGGUUUUGGAUGCAGGCUGAGAAGCUGUCUAGCAAUGCCAAAGUCAGCUACAUAUUUAAUGAUAAGGAAAUCUUUGAAGGACCGAAAUAUAAGAUGCAUAUUGACCGAAACACUGGUAUAAUUGAAAUGUUUAUGGAAAAGCUCCAGGAUGAGGAUGAGGGAUCAUAUACGUUCCAGAUUCAAGAUGGCAAAGCAACUGGCCAUUCUACUCUUGUUCUCCUUGGAGAUGUUUAUCAAAAGCUCCAGAAAGAAGCUGAAUUCCAGCGGCAAGAAUGGAUCAGAAAACAAGGUCCACAUUUUGCUGAGUAUCUGAGCUGGGAAGUGACUAGUGAAUGUAAUGUACUAUUGAAAUGCAAGGUGGCAAAUAUCAAAAAAGAGACGCACAUUUUGUGGUACAAAGAUGAAAGGGAGAUAUCGGUAGAUGAAAAGCAUGACUUUAAGGAUGGAAUAUGCACCCUGCUUAUAACAGAGUUUUCCAAGAAAGAUGCUGGGAUUUAUGAAGUUAUCCUCAAAGAUGACCGAGGAAAAGAUAAGAGCAGAUUGAAGCUUGAGGAUGAAGCCUUUAAAGAACUGAUGAGUGAAGUAUGUAAAGUAAUAGCUUUGUCUGCUACUGACCUGAAGAUCCAGAGCACAGCUGAGGGUAUCCGACUAUACUCUUUCGUUACUUACUACCUGGAUGAUCUGAAAGUUAAUUGGUCCCACAACGGAACUCCUAUUAAAUACACAGACAGAGUUAAGUGUGGGGUCACUGGGGAGCAGCUCUGGCUGCAGAUCAAUGAACCCACUCCAAAUGACAAAGGGAAAUAUGUAAUGGAGCUCUUUGAUGGCAAAACUGGACACCAGAAAACAGUGGAUCUUUCUGGACAAGCAUAUGAUGAAGCCUUUGCUGAAUUCCAGAGAUUAAAACAAGCUGCCAUUGCUGAGAAAAAUCGUGCCCGGGUGUUGGGUGGGCUCCCUGACGUCGUCACCAUCCAGGAGGGCAAGGCACUUAAUCUCACUUGCAAUGUGUGGGGCGACCCGACUCCAGAGAUCUCCUGGAUGAAGAACGAGAAGCCCCUGGUCCCAGAUGACCACUGUAACGUCAGGUUUGAGGCCGGCAAAACCGCAUACUUCACCAUCAAUGGCGUGAGUACCUCCGACUCUGGCAAAUACGGGCUGGUUGUGAAGAAUAAGUAUGGCUCAGAGACAAGCGACUUCACUGUGAGCGUGUUCAUCCCGGAGGAGGAAGCAAGGAAGGCCACUUCACAACCCCAGAAAGGCAACGCGAUGCCCAAGUGAGAGGAUUGUGCCGGAGUGUGUGUGAAGAGUUGUCUUGUGUGCAAAUGGUUUGGGCUAAGGGUAAAGAAAUCCUCAUGUUUCCUACUCCCUGUUUUGUGCUCAUUUAGUGGGGGGUGGAAAUUGUCAAAUCAUUGAUUCAUAUAAAAGAGUACCAACUAAUGAUAUA